Mastomys coucha (southern multimammate mouse) is the source of this 2021-nucleotide messenger RNA. It is a transcript of the gene Gmeb1, whose product is annotated as glucocorticoid modulatory element binding protein 1. The coding region runs from base 207 to 1895 and encodes 562 amino acids. The record is from RefSeq and is a predicted model, not a curated record. Gene Ontology annotation, molecular function: RNA polymerase II cis-regulatory region sequence-specific DNA binding; DNA-binding transcription activator activity, RNA polymerase II-specific. The transcript is spliced from 11 exons. Gene Ontology annotation, biological process: positive regulation of transcription by RNA polymerase II. Gene Ontology annotation, cellular component: nucleus. Lineage: Eukaryota; Metazoa; Chordata; Mammalia; Rodentia; Muridae.
CGGCGGCCGGAAGUGCUGGAGCCCGGCUUGGCGGCGGCGGUGGCGGCGGCAGCCGUGGCGGCUUGUGCGCAUGCUCCGUCGCUCGCCCGCCCUGGCUGCUCGCCGCCCGCCCGCCCGACGGAGACGGAGCCACUCUUUGGGAUGCUGUAACUUCAUCCACAGAAAAAACAAGCCAGCAGCCCCAGCUAGCUGACUUCAUGUGAAAGAUGGCCAAUGCAGAAGUGAGCGUCCCAGUGGGAGAUGUGGUUGUGGUACCCACUGAUGGAAAUGAAGGCGAGAACCCAGAAGACACUAAAACUCAAGUGAUCUUGCAGUUACAGCCUGUGCAACAAGGGAUUUAUGAAGCCGGGUCGGAGAACAGCGCAGCAGUUGUAGCCGUAGAGACCCACACAAUACACAAAAUUGAGGAGGGAAUUGAUGCAAGCAGUAUUGAAGCGAACGAGGAUAUGGAAAUCGCUUACCCUAUAACCUGUGGAGAGAGUAAAGCUGUCCUCCUCUGGAAGAAGUUCGUGUGUCCAGGAAUAAAUGUGAAGUGCGUCAAGUUCAAUGAUCAGUUGAUCAGCCCCAAGCAUUUUGUUCAUCUGGCUGGCAAGUCCACCCUGAAGGACUGGAAGAGAGCCAUCCGUCUAGGCGGGGUCAUGCUCAGGAAGAUGAUGGACUCUGGACAGAUCGAUUUUUACCAGCAUGACAAAGUUUGCUCCAAUACCUGCAGGAGCACCAAGUUUGACCUCCUGAUCAGCAGUGCAAGGGCUCCAGUGCCAGGACAACAGACAAAUGUGGUGCAGACCCCCACCUCGGCCGAUGGGAACAUCACACAGAUCGCCAUCUCAGAGGAGAGCAUGGAAGAGGCGGGACUGGAGUGGAACUCAGCCCUCACCGCUGCUGUCACCAUGGCCACAGAGGAGGGCAUAAAGAAAGAGUCUGAGGAGAUCUCAGAGGACACUUUGAUGUUCUGGAAGGGGAUAGCUGAUGUGGGGUUGAUGGAGGAGGUCGUCUGCAACAUCCAGAAGGAGAUAGAAGAGCUUCUCAGGGGUGUUCAGCAGCGGCUCAUUCAUGCUCCUUUCCAACUCACAGACGCUGCUGUUCUAAACAAUGUGGCGAACACGUUUGGCCUAAUGGACACAGUCAAGAGAGUUUUGGACAACAGACGGAAGCAAGUGGAACAGGGAGAGGAACAGUUUCUCUAUACCCUGGCUGACUUGGAACGGCAGUUGGAGGAGCAAAAAAAGCAAGCCCAAGAUCCCAGACUGAAAUCCCAGACGGUUCAAAAUGUGGUCCUGAUGCCUGUGAGCACCCCAAAGCCUCCAAAAAGACCUCGACUCCAGCGGCCAGCAUCCACCACCGUCCUGAGCCCUUCUCCUGUCCAGCAGCCUCAGUUCACUGUCAUCUCUCCCAUCACCAUCACUCCUGUGGGCCAGUCCUUCUCCAUGGGCAAUAUCCCUGUGGCUACCCUCAGCCAGGGCUCCAGUCCUGUGACUGUCCAUACACUGCCCUCUGGCCCGCAGCUCUUCCGCUAUGCCACAGUGGUUUCUUCUGCCAAGAACAGCUCACCAGACACAGUGACCAUCCACCCUUCAUCAAGUUUGGCACUGCUAAGCUCCACCUCUAUGCAGGAUGGGAGUACCCUGGGCAAUAUGGCCACCAUGGUGAGUCCCAUGGAGCUAGUGGCCAUGGAAUCCGGCCUGACGUCAGCAAUCCAGGCUGUUGAAAGCACCUCUGAGGAUGGGCAGACCAUCAUCGAAAUCGACCCUGCCCCAGACCCCGAGGCUGAUGACACUGAGGGCAAAGCAGUCAUCUUGGAGACAGAGCUGAGGACUGAGGAGAAAGUGGUAGCCGAAAUGGAAGAACACCAGCAUCAGGUCCACAAUGUGGAGAUUGUGGUCUUGGAGGACUGACUGGGGACGGGGCCAAGAGCUGUGUUUUGGUUUGGAAUUUUAAUUAUGUUUAUUUUUAUCAUUGUCCCACUCAUUUCCACAUAGAACCUUUUUUUAAAAAAAAAAAAAAACAAACAAACUACAAAA